This is a messenger RNA of Setaria italica (foxtail millet), 1001 nucleotides long. RefSeq names its product 20 kDa chaperonin, chloroplastic. The transcript has 5 exons. Gene Ontology annotation, biological process: positive regulation of superoxide dismutase activity. The coding region runs from base 103 to 843 and encodes 246 amino acids. Gene Ontology annotation, cellular component: chloroplast; mitochondrial matrix. The record is from RefSeq and is a predicted model, not a curated record. NCBI's taxonomy places the organism in Eukaryota, Viridiplantae, Streptophyta, Magnoliopsida, Poales, Poaceae. Gene Ontology annotation, molecular function: protein-folding chaperone binding; transition metal ion binding; ATP binding.
UACCACAGUGAGCGCUUGCAGAUAACAAGUUAACAGCUCCUUAUCCUAAGCCCAACCCCCGUCUCCGUGCCUUUCUCACCCCCCGCCCUCGGAGCAGCAGCCAUGGCGUCGUUGCACCUGACUGGGCCGCGGGUGGCGGUGGCCGCGAAGCCGGCCGCGCUGGGCGGGCUCCGCCUGCCGACGCCGUCGAUUGCCGUGCCGACGGGGCGGAGGGCCCGGGGGCUCGUGGUGAGGGCCGCCACCGUCGUGUCACCCAAGUAUACUUCCAUAAAACCAUUAGGAGACAGAGUACUUGUGAAGGUCAAGACCACCGAGGCUAAAACUGAUGGAGGGAUUUUACUUCCAGUAUCAGUUCAGUCAAGACCAACAGGAGGGGAAGUUGUUGCUGUUGGAGAGGGGAGAAGUUUUGGAAGUAACAGCAUCGAGAUCAGCGUUCCGGUUGGUGCACAAGUUGUCUACUCGAAAUACGCCGGCACGGAAUUGGAAUUCAAUGACGCCGACCAUCUCAUUUUGAAAGAAGAUGACAUCAUUGGUAUUCUCGACAGUGAUGAUGUGAAAGAUCUGAAGCCGCUGAAUGAUCGUAUUCUGAUUAAGGUUGCUGAAGCUGAAGAACAAACUGCUGGUGGUUUGCUAUUGACGCAGGCGAAUAAAGAGAAACCUUCUGUUGGAACAGUGGUAGCUGUUGGCCCCGGGCCGUUGGGCGAGGACGGCACAAGGAAGGCCCUGUCGAUCACUCCUGGAAGCAACGUGAUGUACAGCAAGUACGCCGGAAGCGAGUUCAAGGGUCAGGACGGCGAGUACAUCGUGCUCAGGGCAUCCGACGUGAUGGCUGUUCUUUCCUAAUCCUAAGCAGAUGCCACCCGUGCAAAAUAGAAAUUUUGAUGGUUAGGCCGUACGCUGUCUUUCAUUUGCUCUUGUUUGGAAUUGGUGGAAGCUUUUGAACUGUAAUUUGGUGCAAAACGCUACGAAAAAAAUAAGAUGAGUUGCUUAGACUUGAGAUA